This is a messenger RNA of Trichomonas vaginalis G3, 1776 nucleotides long. RefSeq lists its product as uncharacterized. The transcript has a single exon. NCBI's taxonomy places the organism in Eukaryota, Parabasalia, Trichomonadida, Trichomonadidae. Bases 1 to 1776 code for a protein of 591 amino acids. The record is from RefSeq and is a predicted model, not a curated record.
AUGAGUAAUAGACAAUCACCACUUUCUCCAUCGCGCACUCGCUCAACAAUAGUUCAGCCAACGUUUGCCGAUGGUCCGGCUGCUUUUUUACAACAAUUAGCUACCAAAGUUCAAAGUACAUCAUCAAUGGGCUCGGGUAACGGAGCUGAAAUCCAAAGAGUUAGAAGCCAGUUGACAACUGAAGUUCAAAACUCACAUUCGAAACAAGAAAUGAAAAUGAGACAGCUAGAUUCUCAAUUAACUUUACUCCAGCAAAAAAUUCGCCCGCAAUUACAAAACAUUGAACGUCAACAAGGAUUUACUCAAAACCAACUUGAUCAGCUUCGCAAUCGCGUACAAAAUCUCAUCUCUGAUGAUAUAUCGCCUCUUCAACAGAAAUAUGAUCAGCUUGGAUUAACUUUCGAUAGGUUCUUAAGGGUUGAAUUAGAAUCAAAACUACGUCCAAUGCAAGAUGAUUUAAGAAUUUCCCGUACAAAGCUUGAUGAAUUAUUAUCCAACGUUACUAAUGGAUUUCAGAGAAUCAAUGAUUCGGUUGAAGAACUCACUUCCAAUAUUGAUCAGACUUCUAAUGCUCUCGCCCUCCAAAAGUCAAAAUUUGACAAACGUAUUGGCGAAAUUUCUCCAAAAGUUGAUAACAUUGAAGCACAAAUCAAAGAGCUUCAAAACAUCCUUGAUGGUGCUGAAGGUUUUGGAUCAAGUUUUACUACUCUCGAUAAAACAAUCAAAUCGGCACUUGAUAACGUUCAAUACUUACAAAAUGAGUAUAUCCCACAGAAGAUCAAUGAGAGCUCCGCUACAUUCAUUGAGAAAAUGGGCACUCUUUCCACAAGAACCGAUUCAGAUCUUUCCAAUAUUCAAUCAGAACUUGACGCAAUACUUGCACAGAACCAGCAAGCAGAAGUUGAGCGUAAAGAUGCAGAACAUAACCUUGAAUCACUCAUUACUUCAUCAUUUGAAGUAGAAAACGCUUUAACAACUCUUGAAACAGAAACAAAGACAAAAAUUGAUACAAUCUCUCACGAUAUGGACUCAUCAAUCUCCCAGAUACACUCCAGACUAUCAGAACUGAAGGCCAGCGGUGAUGAUGAAGACAGAUUACAAACAAAAUUAGAUGAUUCAGUUGAAGACCUUAAGAGAACAAUGGAACAAUCGCUAAGAGAUCUCAGAGAGAAAAUACGUGUUACUUCAUCAAAGAACUUGAAGGCACAGCAGUCAACUUACUCAUUAUUAACUAAUGUAAGGAAUACAUUGGAAGGAGAUGAGAACAUUCUUGGAUAUCUAUCAGCUGUUGAGGCACAAAUCAAUUGGUGCGUCAGAGCAAUACAAGCAAUUGAUGCUGAUAGAAUUAAAGCACAAGAAAUUGGUGCAGAUCCAACAAAUAUUGCAGGAAGAGCAAAGAACAUUGAUGAAAGAGUUUCAAACGCUUUGUUGAGAGUUACAAGACUUGAAGAAGCGAGAAAACGUGGUGCUGCUGCUCAACCUGAAGAAGACCAACAACAGCAGCCUCAAGAAGAAGAGAAGCCAAAGAAGAAACCACAAAAGAAACAACAACAAAAUGAUGAAGAAGAGGAAAAACAAGAAGAAGAGAAACCAAAGAAGAAAUCACAAAAGAAAGGUGAAGAAGAUGAUGAAGAACUUCCAGCUUCAAAUGAAGAAAAACCAAAGAAGAAAGCUGCACAAAAGAAAGAACAAAAUGAAGAUGAUGAAGAACCUCCGGCGGAUGAAAAACCAAAGAAAAAGAAACAACAAAAUGUAGUUGAAGAAGAGGAUGAAUAA